GUCUCCAAAAUAGUGCACCACGAACCUCGGCACCUGCCACUCGGCCGAUCACAAAGCUCGAAGCUGACCUUACGCUGAACCACGACAGCUCUUAACGUCCCAUUGAGCUCCACCAUGUAGUUAGUUCCAAAACUUCUUCCACUCCUUCUUUUCUUUCAUUUUCCCUUGCCUUUCAGUUUUCCUCCCCCGUUCUUUCCGCCCGAAAUGCCUCACGAAACCCUGACCCGCGCCACCGUCGCGUCCCACAACACCCCCGACUCCCUGUGGUGCAUCAUCGACCACCGCGUCUACGACCUCACCGACUUCGCCGACGCCCACCCGGGCGGGUCCGUCGUGCUCGAGCAAGUCGCGGGCACCGACGCGACCGAAGCCUUCUACAACCUGCACCGGCAAGCCAUCCUGCAAAAGUACGCGCACCUCCGCAUCGGCGUGCUCGACGGCGAGACGCCCGAAGCCAUCGUCCCGCAGCCCGGCGACCUGUGCCCGGUGCCCUAUGCGGAGCCGCUGUGGCUACGGCCCGAGUUCAAGAGCCCGUACUACAACGACAGCCAUCGGCGGCUGCAGAAGGCGUUGCGGGUAUUCGUGGACACACACGUCUACCCUGAAGCGCAGGCGCGCGAGAGCGACGGGAAGUACAUCAGCCAAGCGCUGGUCGACCGCAUGGCCGCAGAAAACAUGCUGAGGAUGCUGCUCGGGCCGGGGAAGCACCUGCACGGGAAGGUGCUGCCGGGGGGCGUGAAGGGGGAGGAGUUCGACUACCUGCACGACCUGAUCCAGGCGCAGGAGUUCAAUCGGGUGAACGCGCGGGGGUUCCAGGAUGGAAAUAUGGCGGGGAUGGCUAUUAGCCUCCCGGCGAUACUGCAGUGGAUGGGGGAUGAGGGCGUGAAGCAGCGGGUCGCGGAGGAGGUGUUGAGUGGGCGGAAGAAGGUGUGUUUGGCGAUUACGGAGGCAUUUGCGGGGAGCGAUGUGGCGGGGUUGCGGACGACGGCAAGGAAGACGGAGGAUGGGAGGUUUUACGUUGUGAAUGGAACGAAGAAGUGGAUUACGAAUGGGAUGUGGUGUGAUUAUUUCGUGACGGGGUGCAAGACGGAGAAGGGGUUUUCGGUCAUUCUGGUUCCAAGAGGAGAGGGGGUCGAGACGAGCUUGAUCAAGACGUCGUAUUCGACGACUGCGGGGACGGCGUUUGUGGAGUUCAACAACGUGAAGGUUCCGGUGGAGAAUCUACUGGGAGAGGAGCAUAAGGGGUUCGGGGUGAUCAUGAGCAACUUCAACCAUGAACGGUUCAUGAUGGUCUGCGCCGUGGUUCGAGCAUCUCGGACGGUAGUAGAGGAGUGCUUGAAGUGGUCCAACCAGCGGAUCGUUUUCGGGAAGAAGCUCAUCGAACAGCCCGUGAUUAGGCAAAAGCUGGCGAGGAUGAUAUCGCACGUGGAAGCCAACCAGGCCUGGCUCGAGCAGAUUGCUUAUCAGAUGAACAACAUGAGCUAUGCGCAGCAGGCGAAACUGCUGGGUGGCCCUAUUGGAUUGCUGAAGUCGUACUCGACGCGCUCAGCCCAUGAAAUCGCAGACGACGCGGUUAACAUAUUUGGAGGACGAGGUUUGACCCAGACUGGAAUGGGCAAGGUCAUCGAGAUGUUCAACCGUGGCAAUAAGUUCGACGCUAUUCUCGGUGGUACAGAAGAGAUAUUGGCAGAUUUGGGUGUGAGACAGGCCAUGAAGGGGUUCCCGAAGAGCAUGCUCUAGCCGAAGCUGUUGUGUGGAACAUGCCGAGUUGUGGGGAGACUUGGAGGCACAGGAAGAAUUGUCGAUGUAACAUCCGCAUCUAUAGCUGUCCAGGGGGUUUCACUGAGCUAAAAAAGGGACGAAAUAGGAAAUGUAGGUUAAAUUCCAACCUACCACACUGUAUCACAACCUCGGAAUACAGGACAACCUGGGGAUAUAGGACGGGGAAUGUAUUAGGGGCUCUUUCUGGAUGCAAGUCUCAAACUCAGAGUCAAUCUCGAUGUGUAGAAACGUGCCAAUGUUCUAACCGCCGGCGAGCUGCAUAUCACGUCUGGGCGUUCUUCAUCACGAUGCUCAACGGAAUCUGCAGCAUGGGCACGG
Molecule: messenger RNA, 2100 nt
Organism: Mytilinidion resinicola
Lineage: Eukaryota; Fungi; Ascomycota; Dothideomycetes; Mytilinidiales; Mytilinidiaceae
Product: acyl-CoA dehydrogenase family protein
Exons: 3
Coding region: 205-1740 (511 amino acids)
Molecular function (GO): acyl-CoA dehydrogenase activity; flavin adenine dinucleotide binding
Source: RefSeq, a predicted model, not a curated record